UGUGCGCGGGUAGAUUUUUAAAAAUAAGUAUGGCGGAUAUUAAUUCUGGAAAGCAAUCAGAAAGCAGCUGCGACAGCUCUGCUGAACACCAGAAGGUCCACGAUGAAGAAAAGCCUCAGCAGGGACUCAAAAGAGUUUGCCCUGGGAGUCCAAGCCCAGCAGCUCCUCACCCCAAAUCUCCCUGCAGACACACUCCUGCCUCCACCACCACCAACAUCCAGAUGUCACAAACAACAGACAUACAGAUGAAGCCGUGUUCUGGAGAAGAGGGGCAUGGAAGGGAUCCUGAGGAGGGUGUUGUAACAGAGGGUCGAUCGUUGAGCCCCAGCAGCACGCAAAGGAAAUCCUGGAGGAGGUCGGCCAGGGACCGACGCUCUCUCCCUUCCCUCCCCAACACCUCCCAGACUAUAUGCAGGUCAAUCAGCCAAUCCCUACCAGAGGAGGAGAGGCUAGAGAAACUGAUGGAGGCUUCUAUGAGGCUGGCAGUCAAGAAGUUACAAGACUCACUGAGCACGACACCCAACGGCAGUUUAAAGUCACUUCAGACACAAGUGGAGGCUGUACAGAAGGGGUGGUGUUGCCUGGCCAAAGAUCUACGCAGUGAGCUGCAGUGUCAGCAACCUCCCACUAGCACAGCCAGUGACACUGCAAUGCAGAACACCAUGGAGCAGACCAGGAAGGCUAUACACAGGCUGCAGGCUGAGAGUGCAUCUUGGAAGUCCCUGUUAGACAAGCACCGGAGUAAAGCUGAAGAAUUGGCCAGGCAAGUGGAGCAGUGCAAGGAGAAGGGGGUGACGUUAGACUCUAGCUGCCUGGCCCAGUCCUCACAGAGCCAGCUCAUCCAGAACAAACCUGAUUACCACAGCCUGCUCUGCAGACAGCAGCCUGUACUGUCCACUAUGGACAUGGUGAUGGACACCCAGUGUAAGAUGGUCAGGGAGCUGCUGUCCAUACAGGAACAGUCUCAGCUACUGGUGAAGGAGACAAGCAGCAGAUUGGCGGCUGAUGUGGGAUUCCAGGAUCUCUCCUCUGACCCAGUCAGGGAUCUACUGGCAGGACCCAUAUCCUCUGUAUCAACCAACACAUCAUCCACCGUAUCAUUCUAGUACCUCUGUUUCAGGGUUAUCACAAUACAGUAUCAUGGUACAACCAAACUAGAUUUUUCAUGGCAAAAAAAGAGAACUAAGCAAACUGAAUUCUUGCUUUGUACAAGCAGGACAAAGCACACCUUUAAUAGCACAUACUCUAUUGUGACCUUUGGUCUCGUCCAGGUUCACUCAAUGAAUGACCUAUGAGAAAGAUCAGUCUGGCUUUUUCUGUAUUUCCGGUAUUUAUGUCAUGUCUUAACUCUGUACCCAUGGCUCCCUAACUUAGCUGUUCUCUGUGGUGCCUUGUUUGGUUGUGUUUGUAAAUAAGUCUAUGGUAUCUUUCUUCAUGGGAUGAAUGUGGAUUAUUUCGGCUAUAACUUUCUAUCUAUUCUAAUUCUAUUCCACCACUAUACUAUUUGGGUCCUCCCAAAUGGCACCCCAUUCCUUAUAUAGUGCACUACUUUUGACCAGCGUGCUAUGAGUCCUGGUCAAAACUAUUACUCUGUAUAGGUUAUAGGGUGCCAUUUGGGACGGAGGCCAGUCUCCCUACAAAACGUAUGCUGUUGGCCACCAGAGGGCAAUCUCACCCUUUAUUUAAAUAGCUAAUGAAUAUUUGCCUACAGUAAAAGAUGUAGAAAAUAUUCACUUGCAGUGGAUGCAUUUUGGGGUUAAUUUGUAAGAUACUUGCUUUCCUUUAUUUUCCUGUAGAUUCGUGUCUGUUUUUCUUGUAAAAAAAAUGUAUGAUUUCAAAAAAUAUAUAUUAUUAUUAAACAGUAAUUAUCUGAA
This is a messenger RNA of Salvelinus namaycush (lake trout), 1874 nucleotides long. RefSeq lists its product as uncharacterized. The record is from RefSeq and is a predicted model, not a curated record. Gene Ontology annotation, cellular component: MIS12/MIND type complex. Gene Ontology annotation, biological process: cell division; mitotic sister chromatid segregation. NCBI's taxonomy places the organism in Eukaryota, Metazoa, Chordata, Actinopteri, Salmoniformes, Salmonidae. The transcript is spliced from 11 exons. Bases 30 to 1106 code for a protein of 358 amino acids.